CUCCUUCAUCCUCUACCCUUUUUUCUUUAGCCAAUUGAUUCCCGAAUCCACCUCGGAGCCGCUCGUGUUGCUUUGCGUUGGAGCAGCAUCAGCAGCAGUCAUCAUGGCAUCCGAAAAGAAGCCAGCGCUCGGCUCCGUCAUGGUCAUUGGCGGCUGCGGCUUCCUUGGCCACCACGUCGUCCGCUUGUUGCUGCGCGACUACACCUGCUCCGUGUCCGUAAUCGACCUGCGUUGCACGCGCAACCGGAGGCCCGACUCCGACGGCGUAGCAUACUACGAAGCCGACAUCACCGACGCCGACAAGCUCCAGACCAUCUUUGCCAAAGUCAAGCCGGAUGUUGUCAUCCACACCGCGUCGCCCCCGGCGCAAUCCAACGACACCAUCGUGUCGCGCGAGUUUUUCAAGAAGGUGAAUGUCGACGGGACAGCGGCCGUCAUCAAGGCGUGUCAGCAGACGGGCGUCAAGGCGCUGGUGUACACGAGCUCGGCCAGCGUCGUCAGCGACAACAAGAGCGAUCUGAUCAACGUCGACGAGCGGUGGCCGUUGGUUCGGGGCAGCAAGCAGACCGAAUACUACUCGGAGACAAAGGCAGCCGCCGAAGAACUCGUCCUCGCGGCCAACCGGGCCCCGGACGCCCCCAAGCUGCUGACGUGCGCCAUCCGGCCCUCCGGCAUCAUGGGCGAGGGCGACACCCAACUCCUGCUCAACCUUAUAAAGGUCUACCAAGACGGCCGAACAAAUGUGCAGGUCGGCGACAACGAUAACCUCUUCGACUUUACCUACGUCGAGAACGUCGCCCACGGCCACCUCCUCGCCGCCCGCGCCCUCCUCAUGACCGCCGCGUCCAAGACGAUCCCGCUGGACCACGAGAGGGUCGACGGCGAGGCCUUCUUCAUCACCAACGACAGCCCCGUCUACUUCUGGGAUUUCGCCCGCGCCGUCUGGGCUGCUGCCGGCUGUCCCCACGGGACGGAGCACGUGAAGGUCCUCCCACGCAGCGUCGGCCUAGUUCUGGGUUAUCUCAGCGAGUGGUUCUUCUGGGCUAUCAACAAACCGGCCACCUUCAGCCGCCAGCGCAUCGUCUACACCUGCAUGACGCGGUACUUUAACAUCUCCAAGGCGAAGAGGAGGUUGGGCUAUCAGCCGCUGGUGAGCUUGGAGGAGGGCAUCAAGAGGUCGGUGAAGUGGACACUGGAGCAGCAGCAGCAGACCGCCCAGAAGCUUAAUUAGGAGGGGAGGGUACGGGGAUUGUAGACCCCGCGAUUCAAGAACAGAGGAAAGGAUCCCUUAUAGGGACAAUCUGGUACACCGGAUCUGGAGCGUUUGUACUCGCCAGCAUUUGUAAUGAUGAUGAGGGACGCACCAUUAUUUACAUUUUAUGUCUAAUGUACGGAGGUUGGUUUAGAGAGACGUUGCAGUGCCAUGCCAAGGUUGGGCACUUGACAACAUACGGAGUACACACCCGAUCUCAUUUUAUACUGUAAUUUGCAUGCUAUAAAGAUCUACAGUACGGAGUAAUAAUGGCAAUCCAAGAAAGAAGUUGAGGGUG
Molecule: messenger RNA, 1550 nt
Organism: Thermothelomyces thermophilus ATCC 42464
Lineage: Eukaryota; Fungi; Ascomycota; Sordariomycetes; Sordariales; Chaetomiaceae
Product: sterol-4-alpha-carboxylate 3-dehydrogenase like protein
Exons: 2
Coding region: 104-1231 (375 amino acids)
Biological process (GO): steroid biosynthetic process
Molecular function (GO): 3-beta-hydroxy-Delta5-steroid dehydrogenase (NAD+) activity
Source: RefSeq, a predicted model, not a curated record